AUGGCGCUGCAACGAAACGCAGUGCAAUCUCGAUCAGCCGAUCUUUAUGAUGUAUAAAACGCUAUGGUCGUGACGUUUGCGGAUGCUCAAAACACUUUCGUUGACCGCUUGCCUCAGCCGAUUGCUGGUGAUUUCUCUCAUGCGAACAGUGGAAAUGCUGGGAGAAACAGUUUUCCUUGUGAUGUCCUUCCUGAAAAUCCCUACGUAAAGUCGGAUGAAGAGGCCCUUGAAAGUGCAGGGAAAGAGUCAAGUUUAGUACAAAAACGAGGGAGUCCAAAAGAGUUGCGCGACAUUAUGGAACAAUCAAUGGAUCGCUUAGGAAAGGAGGACAAUGCAAGUAAUUUUGGCUAUUAUAUGCAACUAAAGAAGGAUAAACUUCGUUAUCAAGUUAAUGUGCUUGAUCGCCCUUCUGUUAGGUCAUCAGAGAUCUUCAAAGGAAUCUCCAUUUUCGUGAACGGUUAUACAGAGCCUACUGCGCUGGAGUUACGCCAGCUGAUCCAGUUACAUGGCGGAGAGUAUCACUGCUACUAUGAAUACGGUGUCACUUCUUACGUUAUUGCUGCAUCAUUGGCAGCCGCCAAGGUAGGGCUGGAUUACAGUCUCUUAAGUCUUUUUGGCGAUUUUGUUCUUACUUUGACAGGAAUUGUCGCAAAGUUGUAG
Molecule: messenger RNA, 660 nt
Organism: Strongylus vulgaris
Lineage: Eukaryota; Metazoa; Nematoda; Chromadorea; Rhabditida; Strongylidae
Source: the annotation of a GenBank genome assembly